CACAUCACAACACCUACUACUAUCAACGUCUACCAUACUCAAGAUGCCGUCUUACAUUGUCACCCUUAAGGAAGAUGCUACGGAUGCACAGCUUGCUGCAGCCAAGCAGAAGGCUAAGGACGCCGGCGCCACAAUCACCCAUGAGUACAGCUUGAUCAAAGGCUUCGCUGUCUCAUACCCCGAGGGCACAGUUGUUACACUCGCCGAAGACCCCUCGGUGCACUCUGUGGAGGAGGACAAGGUCAUGACAACACAGUAAAUGGAGCUCUUUCUUGAUUGAUGAUUACGUCUGCAAAUACCUACAUUAGAAAGACACAAUAUAGAGGUUCUCUCCGCAUAUUCAGUUUUGUUGCGCC
This is a messenger RNA of Trichoderma virens Gv29-8, 356 nucleotides long. RefSeq lists its product as uncharacterized. The transcript is spliced from 4 exons. Gene Ontology annotation, molecular function: endopeptidase inhibitor activity. NCBI's taxonomy places the organism in Eukaryota, Fungi, Ascomycota, Sordariomycetes, Hypocreales, Hypocreaceae. The coding region runs from base 44 to 259 and encodes 71 amino acids. Gene Ontology annotation, biological process: vacuole fusion, non-autophagic. The record is from RefSeq and is a predicted model, not a curated record.